Molecule: messenger RNA, 1803 nt
Organism: Rangifer tarandus platyrhynchus (Svalbard reindeer)
Lineage: Eukaryota; Metazoa; Chordata; Mammalia; Artiodactyla; Cervidae
Source: the annotation of a GenBank genome assembly
AUGAGCCGGCAGAGUAUCUCGCUCCGAUUCCCGCUACUUCUCCUGCUGCUGUCGCCCUCCCCCGUCUUGCCAGCGGACCCCGGGGCGCCCGCGCCAGUGAACCCCUGCUGUUACUAUCCAUGCCAGCACCAGGGGGUCUGUGUUCGCUUCGGCCUUGACCACUACCAGUGUGACUGCACCCGCACGGGCUAUUCUGGCCCCAACUGCACCAUCCCUGAGAUAUGGACCUGGCUCCGGACGACUUUGCGGCCCAGCCCCUCUUUCGUCCACUUUCUGCUGACGCAUGGGCGCUGGCUGUGGGAUUUUGUCAAUGCCACCUUCAUCCGGGACACGCUCAUGCGUCUGGUACUCACAGUGCGUUCCAACCUUAUCCCCAGCCCUCCCACCUACAACAUAGCGCAUGACUACAUCAGCUGGGAGUCCUUCUCCAAUGUGAGUUAUUACACUCGCAUUCUGCCCUCCGUGCCCCAAGACUGUCCCACGCCCAUGGGCACCAAAGGGAAGAAGCAGUUGCCAGAUGCCGGGGUCCUGAGCCGUCGCUUCCUGCUCAGGAGGAAGUUCAUCCCUGACCCUCAAGGCACCAACCUCAUGUUUGCCUUCUUUGCGCAACACUUCACCCAUCAGUUCUUCAAAACUUCCGGCAAGAUGGGUCCUGGCUUCACCAAAGCAUUGGGCCACGGGGUAGACCUUGGCCACAUUUAUGGAGACAAUCUGGAACGUCAGUAUCAGCUGCGGCUCUUUAAGGAUGGGAAACUCAAGUAUCAGAUGCUCAAUGGAGAGGUGUACCCGCCCUCGGUGGAGGAGGCUCCUGUGCUGAUGCACUACCCCGAGGGCAUCCCGCCCUGGAGCCAGAUGGCCGUGGGCCAGGAAGUGUUUGGGCUGCUUCCUGGGCUCAUGCUCUACGCCACGAUCUGGCUGCGUGAGCACAACCGCGUGUGUGACCUGCUGAAGGCUGAGCACCCCACCUGGGGCGACGAACAGCUCUUCCAGACGGCCCGCCUCAUCCUCAUCGGGGAGACCAUCAAGAUUGUGAUAGAGGAGUACGUGCAACAGCUGAGCGGCUACUUCCUGCAGCUCAAGUUCGACCCAGAGCUGCUGUUCGGGGCCCAAUUCCAGUACCGCAACCGCAUCGCCAUGGAGUUCAACCAGCUGUACCACUGGCAUCCCCUCAUGCCCGACUCCUUCCGGGUGGGCCCCCAGGACUACAGCUACGAGCAGUUUCUGUUCAACACCUCCAUGCUGGUGGACUACGGGGUCGAGGCCCUGGUGGAUGCCUUUUCUCGCCAGCCUGCAGGCCGGAUCGGUGGGGGUAGGAACAUAGACCACCACAUCCUGCACGUGGCUGUGAAUGUCAUCAAGGAAUCACGGGAGCUGAGGCUGCAGCCCUUCAAUGAGUACCGCAAGAGGUUUGGCAUGAAGCCCUACACCUCUUUCCAGGAGCUCACAGGUGAGAAAGAGAUGGCAGCUGAAUUGGAAGAGCUAUAUGGAGACAUCGAUGCUUUGGAAUUCUACCCAGGGCUGCUUCUUGAGAAGUGCCAUCCGAGCUCCAUCUUUGGGGAGAGUAUGAUAGAAAUGGGGGCUCCUUUUUCCCUUAAGGGCCUCUUAGGGAACCCCAUCUGUUCUCCAGAGUACUGGAAGGCAAGCACAUUUGGUGGUGAGGUGGGCUUCAACCUUGUCAAGACGGCCACGCUGAAGAAGCUGGUUUGCCUCAACACCAAGACGUGUCCGUACGUGUCCUUCCACGUGCCAGACCCCCGCCAGGAGGACAGGCCUGGGCUGGAGCGGCCACCCACAGAGCUCUGA